Eriocheir sinensis (Chinese mitten crab) is the source of this 5482-nucleotide messenger RNA. Its product is annotated as solute carrier family 49 member 4 homolog. Lineage: Eukaryota; Metazoa; Arthropoda; Malacostraca; Decapoda; Varunidae. Gene Ontology annotation, cellular component: membrane; intracellular membrane-bounded organelle. Bases 736 to 2226 code for a protein of 496 amino acids. The record is from RefSeq and is a predicted model, not a curated record. The transcript is spliced from 14 exons. Gene Ontology annotation, molecular function: transmembrane transporter activity. Gene Ontology annotation, biological process: transmembrane transport.
CAAAAGAAGAGGAAGAAGAGGGCCCGCGGGUUGCCUCCUUCCUCCGCUUCCCGCCGUGGUCAUGUGACGGACUGGGGUCUGAUUGUGUCACGGUGUGGCCUCGUGAGGGGCGUCAUACGGCUGUGAGGAAUGUGCUUAGAGUACAUUAGUCUUUUGUCGUUUGUUGAAUCAGUAUUGCGCAUGUGAGGCCACCAGGAAACGUGUGGGUGUGAGGAGGCGCGCUUUAGUGAGGGAACAUUAUUAUAACAAAGAUAUAUGUUGACUCAUCCGCUUAUUUGCUGACUUUGGCUGGUUGUAGUCUCCUGAGCUGGGAUUGUGGAGUCCAGACUAUCCUGAUCACUGCGAUGAGGCCGUAGUGUGUUUAUAUGACUGGAGGAGAAGAUUAGUUUGAAGGCUGUCCACCCCGAGCCGCAAAAUCAGCUGGUGGAGGUAAACAAACUCAGCUGACAAGUCGACGUGCCACUCGCCUCAGAAACAACCCAGUGGUCAGUCGACUUCUGGGUAGUAUGCCAAAUGCCUGUAUAGCUGGAGUUGGGGUUCAAGGGCUAUGCAGGUACCAACGAUGCCAAAUACUUCUGUGGAGUGAGUCCCUAACACCAUAGGCCAAACCAAUCUGCUGUAAACCUUUUUGAUGAGACCCACUUUUGUUCUGCACUACACUAUCAAGGUCCUGCUGGGAUAAACUUGUGCAAAUCUGCUGCCUUUUCUCCCCUUACUGGACACAAAGUCGUCAAAAUGGCUAGGGACGAUGAAAUGGAAGCCAUUCUUUCAGAGGAUCCCCCUGAAGGACCCCAUAUGGUGGCCAGUCUGGAGGUGAAGGUCUACAAGCGAAGGUGGUGGAUCCUCUUCCUCUUUGCUGGGAUGGGAUUCAUGCAGUGUGCUGUGUGGAAUACGUGGGGCCCCAUCACGGCCUCAGUGAAGCUGGCGUAUCCUAACUGGGAUGAUGCAGAGAUUGCACUUCUGUCCAUGUGGGGUACCAUCACCAUGAUCACAGGCAUCGUACCCAUGACUGUGCUCUUGCAGGCCAAGGGCAUUCGUGUGGCCCUCCUGCUCACCGCCUUCUUCAUGUCCUUGGGUACAACAGUGAGAUGCUUCACCAUAGAGGAACAAGCAUUCACUGUUUUGGCCCACAUAGGAGCUGUGCUAAAUGGCUUUUCAGGCAUCAUCAUUGGGGCUGCCCCUUCCCUCAUCUCGUCCAGGUGGUUUCCUCACAAUGAACGCACCACAGCCACAGGUAUUGGCUGCACUUUUAAUCAGCUGGGGAAUGCAGGUGGUUUCUUCCUUGGGCCCCUGAUGGUCCACAUACCAGGAAACCAUAGUAAUUACUCAAGGAAUGGAACCUAUGACCUCACUCCAGAUGAGAUUAACAUGCUGAGGAAAAGCAUUCGAGACUACAUGUGGAUCAGUUUUGGCCUCUGCGCAGCGCUGUUCAUUGGGGUGAUUACAUACUUCCCUGAGAAGCCGAGGAAGCCGCCCUCCCUCACCUCCUUCAUCCAUGAACAGCCAUCGUCCUUCACUGAGGAUAUCAAGAGGCUGCUUAGUAACAAGAAUGUCUGGCUCUUGGUCAUACCAUACAGCAUCACCCUAGGCAUUAACGUGGCAUGGUCCAGCGUGCUUGACAUCAACUUGGCGCCUUUUGGCAUUACUCAGGACGAGGCUAGCUGGAUGGGGGUGUAUGUGACGAUGGGCGGCGUGUUCAUGGCCAUCCUCGCCUCCCGUAUCUCGGACAUUCUCUUCGGCUACAUGAAACUGACAAUAAUUAGCCUCAUGGUGGUGGCAACAGCAGGCUAUACAUGGUUCCUCCUUCUCAUGAAUGAGUGCCUCCCAUUCAGCAAAGUCCAGCUGUUCAUCAGUGUCAUCAUCGGGGCAUCGUUCAACUAUGCCUGCUCGCCUCUCUUCUUUGAAUUGGCGGUGGAGCUUGCCUUCCCUGUGCCUGAAGGGGUUGUUGGGGCCUUCUUGACCAUCUGCUGGAAUGUGGUAGCUGCUGUCUUCCUCUUCGUCAUGCAGACACCCCUUGCCAAGAAGACUGUACUGUGGAUGGAUUACCUGCUUGCUAUUCAGGGACUAGUGGUGGUGAUGAUGAUGAUUCUAGUGAAGGAGGAGUAUCGUCGCACCUUAGUUGACAAGGCCCCAGCAGAAGAGCAGGAGGCAGUGGUGGCAGCAGUGGUGGCACCCCCAUCACCCAGCCCCCCAAGAGACCAGUCACACCAACCACUUGUACUCUAGCUCACACCAGCCAAUUUUAGCCUAGCAUAUUAGUGUAGACUGGUGACUUAUUGAUGUGUUCAUGCAUGUGUUCAUGUGUGUUCAUGUGUGUGUGUGUGUGUGUGUGUGUGUGUGUGUGUGUUCAUGCAUGCAUGAAUGUGUGGGUGGGGUAGUGUUUUGAAAGAUGUGCAAUUAAAUUGGAUAUAAGUUUUUGUAGUGUGGACCAAGGUUUUCCUAUUGCUGCAGAGUGUAAUGCAAAAGUUGGCCAAGGUUGUAUUAUUAUUUUUAGGAACUGAUUAGUAGAAAGAUGAGCAUGGCUAGAAAGUUGUCUCUGAGUGUUAUGUGUGUUUCGUGGUGAGGGUGAUGACUUAGUUGUAGUAGUUUUUGACAAUGUUGUUCAUUCAUAGACAUCUGUAUAGUUAAUUGUGUGACAAUGUUUUUUUCAUGUAUUUAAAAAUUUUAUCGUUCAGAAUUAUUUUAGUAUGAAUAUUGAAGAAUAUCUAGGCAUAUAAUAAAGAAGUAUUUUUAUGCAUUAUUAGAGGAAUAAGUGUGAAUGUGCCCAUGAUAAUAUGUUAGGUUGGAGUUUCACCUUUCAAAGCAAGUUGAACACAUGCUAUAAUGUGUGUUGUAGAUCCACACCUUAUACAUUAAUUGUCAACAAUUUCUCAUAUGCAUUGCUCCAGCACCUCUUCAUUGAUAACCUUAUCAAUAUUUUGUAAAUAGGAAUUUUAAAAUUUUAUACUUAUAGUGUAUGGAUUUUUUAAUGUUAAAAAUAUCAUAGGGGAAAAAUUACCAUAAUAAUUUCAUUAACUACAGAUGUAAGGUUUUAUUGAGGGACUGAUGAACUUUUCAUGAAUAUUGAAUUCAUAGGGCAACAAAAGAAGAGGUUUACAUGUAUUGAAAAGAAUAUUAUCAAUGAUGUUAUUGCAUUGUAUACCUAGGAAGCUGUCAUGCUAUAUUUUCUUACCAGUUGAGAGUGAAUUUCCUAUUGGUGCAAGUUAUUCUGUAUGAAGGAACGGAGUUUGUGAAGUCUGUGAAGGAUCUUGCACAUUUUCAGAUCUUUGUGUUGUGACAAAGCAUUUGUAAUUACCGUUUCUGUUUUUCUUAGUCACAUCUGUAGGUUAGUAUUUUUGUUGUCUCUUAACUAUAUCAUAAUUACAUUUGUAGUCUUUAAAUGAUGUUAGCAUUUGAAAAAUUACUCUGGGCAUGUUUUAUUUUUAUAUUUAUUAUUUUAUUUAGUUUACUUAUUUAUUGCUUGGAUAUCAACUUACAAACCACUGUUAUUUCAGUGCCACUAGUCCGUAAGACGCUAAAAAUUUAAAAGCAUUCUAAAUGAUAUUCAACAAUGACCAGGUUGAUCUUUUUUGUAGCACAGAUAUUGUAAGACAUAAGUGCUAUGUCUAAGGAUUAUAUUUAUUGGAGCAGAGCAGUGGUUCCCAAACUAUCGUACAUGACACUCUUUUACUUUAACUCUAGAACUGUAACGCUGAAUUUAACUAACGUAGACAAUAAUGUGGGUCUGGCCGGACCCACUGUAGAAAAUAUUGAAAAAAAAUACAAAAAUCAUAUUUCUUGACCUCCAGAGGUACAAAUCUCUUAAAAUAGACAUUCCUGCAUACAAUCACAGUUUGUAAAUCAAAGUUUUUCUGCACUUAUUUUUUUGUGAGUAAAAAAAUAAAAAAAUGUACAAAAAUAGUAGGUAACGCAUAUAAUACAUAUACGAGACACCUUUGACACAAAAAUAAAUUCGAACUAAAAUUCCUCUUUCUUGGGUGGAUGGCCUUCAUGAAGAAUGAUGGCAAGUCCCUAUGCAUCAGAAAAAGUGAUAUGCCUGGAACAAAUGAAUAUGACCAAGUAUUCUAUCUCUAAUUUAGGAUAUCUUAUAUUUAUAAAGUCACAUGCAUACAUGUAACAUGUAUAUUUGCAUAAUAGUUUGUAUUUUGAAAGAAUAUCUAUAUUCAUGAAGAAAAUGCAUCACCAUAAACAUCAGUUUGCGUGUGGAAUGGCGAGGUGACAUGGAGAAGCCUAAAGGGCCGGCAAUAGGUGAUAUGCACUCUGUUAUCUUUUCUUCUACUGAGUCUUGGUUGUGUUUCUGUGGUGUCACAGUAACAUUCAUGAUGCGUCGAUGCCAAUUUUAACUUUUGGUACAUUGUCAUGGCAGUCAACAGGGAGGGAGGAGGCCUUAUAAGUAGGGAUUUUGGCAGUGGCUGUGGGUGUGGGCACUAUGGAUGUGAUUUGAACUUCGGUGGCAAUAUCUUCACUUUCACAAUAAAUUGGUUCAAUAGUGACACAUAAACUGAUGGUGUCCUCUGCUGAGAUCUGUGCGAUAACUUUUUGCUCAGUACAGUGUGACGCGUUAUCGUUUUUUUCUCGUGAUUUCCCUCUCUAUCUUAAACUAAAAAAAUAUAUAAUAGUUACAGAUAUGUAGAUGAUAACAACACUUUAAUGAAAGCUGAAUUGCCUACUAAACAUAUAAACUUGAAUUAGUGCCUCUAUGUCUCGUACUUGUAUGUACACAGCACUACAAUAAUAACUUUUCUAUAUGAAGUAAGAAUAUGAGCAAGAAUCACAUGGCUAGAAUUUGUGGGUCCAACCAGACCCACACUACCUCCUACCUCAUGUCAAGAGCGUGCACAGUGUAGAUGGCAUAAACCAUCAUCAAGCUCUGAGUGUCAAAUGGAUUCAACCAGAAGCACAACUCGCUUACAGCUACCACUUUGGAAAAAGAGGUCAAAUAUCAAAACUUAGAGACAGCGUGAGUCUGCCUGGACCCAGCGUUACAGUUCUAGGGUUAACAAAACCCUCAGGGCCCCCUUGAAGAUAUUUUGAUAACAUAAGUAGCUUCCAGUCAUAUGCUGCCAUAUAUCAUGUCUCAUUUCACAUACCACACAACCAUUGACCCUACCAGUCAUAUACCACCACAUACAUACCACAGUUGCAGUAUAUAUCAGUAGUAAUACACCACAGAGUCACUCAAUACAGCACAUAAAAAUUUGAUAUUAACCAUGAAACUGAAUCAAAAAGGAAUCUUUGUAAACUCUGCUAGAGAGUAAACAUCAUGCAUCUUGACAGUGAUAAAAAAGGACAUUAAGAAAUUCACUAAAUGAACAAUAAUUCAAGAUAAGAUAUAAGCUAAUGUAAAUCUGAGCAUACAUAGAUAAGUGAGAAUUGGUGGGUGGAAGAUAAGUAAACAAUACCACCAGUCACUAACAAUGAAUCUGCAGUAUCCAUGAGGCAGAACAGACUAAUGCAAAAAUAAAACUGAAUAGUGGUUUUA